GGAGCGGAUGCGAGGGCUGGGGGGCUUGGCUCCCGUGACGUCUGUUCUCGGCCGCCACGUGUUUCUCUGUCCGUCUUGUCUCUCGGCAGCAGGAGCAGGAGGAGGAGGGGGGGGGUUUGGUAGGUGGGUAGGUAAGUAUACGUGUGCUACACGCGCCGGGUGCGUCGCGGAGGCGGGAGGCGGACAGGCGAGGUCGCCGACUCGCGACCGCUUCCGCCGUCACGAGCACACUCGGCCAGGCGCGCGUAUUCGUCUUCGCGUGUAGGAAAGCGCCUCUUGUUUGACACCAUCCCGGGCGGCGGGACUUGGCGGCCGCCGGCUGGGGUGUAUGUAUGUAUGUAUGUAGGCAUGUGUGUAUGGACGGAUGGGUGAGAGUGUAGGGAUGUAGGGGUGGGUUGAAUGUGUGGGUGCCGUGUGGGUAUGUUAUCCACGCAGCGCACCCGGACAAAAUAAGCCGGACCCUCGCCUGCUGCCCUUCGCUCCCCAGCUUCUUUCGUAUGAAGUGUAUGUGCAUGUGUGCGCGUGGAUAUAUAUAUAUAGAGAGAGAGAGUGUGUGGAUGUGUGUGUGUGUGUGGAUAGAUGUGUGCGUAUGUGUAUGUGUGGAUGUGGAUAUGUGUAGGUAUGAUCGGCAGA
Durotheca rogersii is the source of this 633-nucleotide messenger RNA. RefSeq lists its product as uncharacterized. The transcript has a single exon. The coding region runs from base 8 to 265 and encodes 85 amino acids. The record is from RefSeq and is a predicted model, not a curated record. Lineage: Eukaryota; Fungi; Ascomycota; Sordariomycetes; Xylariales; Xylariaceae.